Molecule: messenger RNA, 1773 nt
Organism: Torulaspora delbrueckii
Lineage: Eukaryota; Fungi; Ascomycota; Saccharomycetes; Saccharomycetales; Saccharomycetaceae
Gene: HRK1
Product: putative serine/threonine protein kinase HRK1
Exons: 1
Coding region: 1-1773 (590 amino acids)
Biological process (GO): intracellular signal transduction; protein phosphorylation
Molecular function (GO): protein serine/threonine kinase activity; ATP binding
Source: RefSeq, a predicted model, not a curated record
AUGCCUAAUUUACUAUCGCGAAAUCCAUUUCACCACCAUGAGGGUGAUGGUGGUUUGACUAGAAAUUCCAGAUCGAUUUUGAAUUUUAUGAAUCGUCGACAGAGUAAUGAUUCUGUAAAGAGUGAUAAGUCAUCCGACUCUCUUCAGGCCCAUUUUACGCAUGCUCAUGAGCAAGCCACGGCGACGUCUACGACGUCGCCAAGGCCGUCUCAUUCGAUGGCUGAAUUGAAACGUUUUUUUCGUCCCAAUGCUCACCGUAAAGGUCGUUCUCCUGCACCUGCUGCCCUUCAUAAUCAUACAAAACCUAAUGCGGAGCAUCAUGUUCAUACGCAAUCGGCAAUACCGCCUAGCUCGGAUUCUACACUUUCCCUGUCCAACAACGUUAAUAUCUAUCAUGAUGAUGCCAUCUUGGCGCAAAAAUAUGGUAAAAUGGGGAAACUUUUAGGUGCCGGAGCAGGUGGAUCUGUGAAAGUGCUUGUAAGACCUACUGAUGGAGCUACUUUUGCCGUUAAGGAGUUUAGGCCUAGGAAAUCUAAUGAAUCUGUGAGAGAUUAUGCGAAGAAAUGUACAGCAGAGUUUUGUAUUGGGUCCACACUUCGUCAUCCUAAUAUUAUCGAGACUCUUGAUAUUUUCUCCGAUUCCCAACAGAAUAAGUAUUACGAGGUGAUGGAAUAUUGUCCUGUGGAUUUCUUUGCGGUCAUUAUGACUGGUAAGAUGUCCCGUGGUGAGAUAAAUUGUUGUCUAAAACAGCUGACUGAGGGUGUCAAGUACCUUCAUUCGAUGGGGUUGGCUCAUAGAGAUUUGAAACUAGAUAACUGUGUGAUGACCGCAGACGGAAUCUUGAAAUUAAUCGAUUUUGGUAGUGCGGUAGUGUUUAGGUAUCCGAUGGAGACAGAGGUGGCUAUGGCUCAUGGUGUGGUCGGAAGUGAUCCAUAUUUGGCACCUGAAGUACUGAGUUCCACGAAACGUUAUGAUCCACAAUGUGUUGAUGUUUGGUCCAUAGGUAUUAUUUUCUGUUGUAUGAUGCUAAAAAGAUUUCCAUGGAAGGCUCCAAGGGAUUCAGAUGAAAAUUUCAGACUCUAUUGUAUGCCUGAUGACUGUGAACAUGACUAUGUAGCAUCGGCAAAACAUCACGAAGAUCUGCUGAAGGAGAGGAGGGAGAGACGUGAACACGAAAGACAUCAUACGCCAGCCCACGAACAGGAACCCAGUAGCGAAAAGGUAGAGAAUAACGUAACAAAACAAGAAAACAAAGAAACAGAGAAAGAAAAGGAAUCAAAACCAGAAGAGGCUAACCAUUCACAAUCCGAAAAGGUUGGAGAAUCAGAGAAGGAGUCAAAACCAAACGAGCCUAACCAUCCACACUCCGGAAAGGCUGAAGAACCAGCUAAAGAUGUUCAUAUACAAGAUAAAGAGGAUAACCAAACAUCAAAGGAGCCUGAAAAGAGUGUAGCCGAGAAGGUAAAUUCACGUACGCACGACUUGAAAUCUGUCGCUUCUCAUAAAUCCGGAGCAAGUCAUCACAAGAAAGUUAUACAUGGACCAUACCGUCUGUUACGUUUACUCCCCCAUGCUGCAAGACCUAUUAUGUCCCGUAUUCUGGAGAUCGAUCCCAAAAAGAGGGCAACUUUGGCCGAUAUGUACGCGGAUAGUUGGUUCAGUGAGAUUGCAUGUUGCACAAUGAGCCCAACAAAACAAGUCAUAAGAGCACCAGGCCAUCAUCACACUUUAGUUAGGGAAGAGGACGCUCAUCUCGAGACUUACAAAGUAUAA